Botrytis cinerea B05.10 is the source of this 1485-nucleotide messenger RNA. RefSeq lists its product as hypothetical. Lineage: Eukaryota; Fungi; Ascomycota; Leotiomycetes; Helotiales; Sclerotiniaceae. The record is from RefSeq and is a predicted model, not a curated record. The coding region runs from base 484 to 1146 and encodes 220 amino acids. The transcript is spliced from 2 exons.
GCACGCACGCACGCACAAGCAUCAGUUCGAUGAUGAUAAAUGCGGGGAAAUUUCACCAAGUAGAUUUCUUGAUGGACGUUCACGUCACGUCACCGGGCACCAUCAAAUCAUGAUAACGGUUCCUCGGAGCUGUACUUCAACUUAUUGCCAUACAAAACCAUUCCUAUCCACCUCGCCCUCUCACUAACUACACCUAGAUGCUUCAAUGGUUUGCAUCCUUGCGCGGACACAUGCCACAACAAGGUUCAUGUCUGCAGCCAAAAGCCACAGGGAGGAAAGAAAAGCAAUAUAAUGACAGAAAUGACAAAAAUCCAUGCCACAUGGAUACACAAAGCGAAACAAGGGAGCUGAUGGAGGGCUUGUCCCUUAUCCAUUUGGCAUUUGCUUCAAACUUCUCCCUUCCUCGAUGUAGAGUCUAUCUCCAUUUCCACCUCAUAUCUGUUGGAAGAAUCACAAACUUCUGGCAACCAUCUCAAAGUCGAAAUGUCCUCCAGAAAGAAAAGACAGUCUCUAGCUGAGGCACCAUACCGGCCUCACCACAACUCUACGAGCCUUCCAAGUACUACUCGUCGCAGCUCACGACGCAAUACAUUGCUGAUCCCUAAAUCUCCAAGCGUUGAUAUAAAUGAGGGUGACGCUCAUGCCUCGCCUCAUGAUUUCGAUAAAACUAUUACAACUUUGAAAUCAGCCGCAGAAUCUGUCACGGUUCGAGUGUGGCAAGAGGCAGCAGACGAACAAGCACGGGCGAUUCAAGCUAUGAGGUCUGCAAUCGACAUCAAAGAUUCACGAAUCCAAAAGAUGAGUCGAAAGAUUGCGAGACGCGAUAAGACGAUAGGCAAAUUGAUGAGACGAAUAGACCGCACCAAAACAGCACUGGCAAAAGGAACCUGGCCAAAGUCUGAAGGAAUGAUGGGAAUGGGAAUGGGAAUGGGAAUUGAGGAUGAGGAGAGAAUGAGUAUGUUGAGGAGCAAAACUCCGGCUUCAGCAAAUGGGCUUUGCGCUGAGUGUGGAGAGAAUUGUUCUCGUUUGGUACGAGAGAAUCAACAGUUGAGAGAUAGAUUAUAUGAGGUCGAUGGGUUAUGCAUAAGACUCAGGAAUGAGUGUAGCAAGCUGGAUAUCAAGAUUCGGGGACUCGAGAAGAGUUGAGACGGGAUGGGAGGACAGCAAUAGCAUAUCCUUGCGUAUUGAUCAGACAUGAAGAUACUUUAGGUAUUGAAGCUUUAUAUAAAUUAACCCAUUCAAACAAGGUAUCUUUUCUGAAAUGUUUGUUUCCGUCUGGGAGUAGGAUAAUCUCGUUGUUCAAGCAACAAUUUAGCAUUCCAUAUGGAUCUGGUGGACGAUAAACUCAUGGAGUGAAGCUUCAUAUAUUUCCUGCUUCACAUAAUUCUUACCUCACUCAUCUCUUACCUCACUCAUCUCUUACCUCACCCAUUUCACACUUCAAUGCACUCUCAAUUUUCGAAUAUUACCGCGGAUAAAACCUCA